UGACACCUGGCUACUAUGCACUCGUCACAUUCGCACUCCACCCUGAAUCUCUUAUUUACAUAAUUUUAGUUUCACUCCUGAUGUUGACAGUCAGGUUCAGACAGCAGCGCCGGCUAUGAACAGACACAAGAAUGUGGUACCUGGGAGGAGAAAUAACUGUUGACAAUCGCACACCCUACAAAUGGACUGUCUGUAUUGAGAACCAGACGCCACGGCUCUUUUAUGACAGAUACAAUACAUUUGAUGUUGAACCUCACAAAAAAACACAGCAACGCCAGACACUUUACAGCAAAUGGGUCCAAACCAUCUACUUGAAAGUGAAAUAUGGACAGUGCUCAGAGACUGAGUGCUACACAGAUCCAGAUUUAUGGUACAUAUUCAAUCCAAGAGAUGACCCCUGUUUCACAAUUCGAGAGAGUGGAGACCACCGGCAAAUACAUCUGGACUGCAGCGUAAAUUAUGAGGAGAAGAAAUCAACUUGCCCAAAUUAUGAGAAAAUUGACGAUGAUGCGCGAGAGGAAGAGGAAAAUCGUAGACGAGAUGAAGAGCAGCGACGUCAGGCCCAGCUUGAACGUGAAAGAAGAAUUGAGGAACAGAUUAAAAGGGAAAGUGAGCUCACUGCUAAGAAACUUUCACAAGCCACAGAGACACUGAAGCAGAGACAGAGGCUGAGAGGCCAUGAGGUCCACCACCAAACUCAUAUAAUGCAACAGCCACUGGACGCUGAAAUUGAAAUAGAUGAGGUUCCAGAAAUGGAGAAGAAAUUCAUGGAACUCUUGUUUGAAUAUCAAAUCACUGAAGAUGAAGACUCAGAGGAGACAUUAGCAGACAGAAUGAAAACUCUGCAAAAUGAGUUAAUGGUGGAGUUCUGUAAGAAACAUAAUCUGUCCAGUAGCUGUGUGUUUUCUUUCAACAGUGGAGUUGGUUAUGAGACUCUGCCUCUACAUGAUAGACUGUCAGUACUUGAGGCAGUAAUGCGUUUAGUUCUUGAGGAGAAUGAAGAAGACCACACACAAAAACAUGAACGGGACUUCCUCAUGGAUCUGCUUGAACUGUUGCAAGAUGAUCAUCCAUCGAUUGCGUUUAAUCUUUUACAGAGCAUUCUUCAAACUGAUAUGCAACUGUCUACACAGAGUAAAGAAAUUCUGUGUCAGAUUGCAUUCAACAACACAUGGAAACUGCCAGAAAUAACAGAUUUCAUGAGGAAACAUUUUGGCAAAGACAAAGAACAAGUGCAGUCAAUACUUCACAUUGCACAGACGUACAAGCUGGAGUAUGGGAGCGUCUUUACUGCUUUCGGUUCAGCUGAUCCCCUCAGAGGGUUAAAAAGCUAUGUUGACAAAGAGAGACACAAAAAUGCUGAUACUGUUAUUAGUGAAAUGCGUAAAGCAAACUACCCAGAGAAUGUCCUGAUAAUACUAGAGGACGUUCUGGGGUAUCUGGAAAUGGAGCUUCCAAAAUACAAAACAGCUAGUCUCAGUGAAAAAAACAUCCAGAAUGUAAAGAAAAUGAUUAGAGAACUGGAUUUUAACAACCCAGAUAGACAAGUUCUCAAACAUGUGCUAGUGGGAAUGUCAGUCGCAGUAAAGAUAUGCUCUGCUGUCACUAUUCAGAGGGGUAAAAAGGAAAUAGUCAUUGAAGGAUAUCUUCCCAGAUUAACUCAACUUGCAACCUUGGUUGUUUUCCUGCUUCCAAAAUCAAAAACUAAUACAGGUUGUCUACUUGAAAUUGGGACAGGUGAAGGGAAAUCUUGUAUUUUAGCCAUGCUUGCUGCAAUCCAUGCCAUUCGUGGUGUAAAGGUGGACAUUGUGACCAGCUCCCCGGUCCUCGCCUGUCGUGAUUUAGAGGAAUGGAGUGGACUGUACAACAUGUUUGGCAUAACGUCAUCUGCUGUUCCUCCAAUGCUGAAUGAUGUCUCAUCUGAAAAACAAGAGGAACUGACUCAGGAAGCAUACAAACAACAAAUAAUUUACAGUACUGUUGGGACUUUUGCCGCAGAUACACUGAAACAAGAGUUUGAGAAGAAAACAACUCGAGGAGACAGAAGGUUUGAGCUGGUCCUUGUGGACGAGGUUGACUACAUGACCUUGGAUAAUGGAGUUCAAAUAACAUUUCUGUCCCAUGAGUCGAGUGGCCUCCAGCAUUUGGAGCAAGUCCUAGCAAGCAUCUGGGCCAUGAUAUCUGCAUGUCGACCAAUUGAGAUAGAAGACACUGGAGAGACCAUGUGGACAACAAGAGUCCAGAAUUUUCACACAGCUGCCCUGAUAGCAAUGAUUGGUUCAGAAAAAAGUGAUACAUUUUCACCACUGGAAAUUUUGUUGCCAGGAACCGAAUUAGGCUUUUACUCAGAGGAAGAUUUUGAAAAUUUGAAGCUCUCUAUUAAUGAUGGAGGAGAAAAGCAACGUGUCACUAUGGAAAAUCAGGCAUGGAAGACCAUCAUGGCCAAAACAGGAAUAGAACAACAGUAUGACCUGCUCAGUGUUCUCGAGAUGGGGAUGGAGCAGAAGGUGGCAUUCAACUGUUAUAUAUAUCAGUCAGAAACUAGAAAAGCCAUUCAGUUUGGAGAAAAAAAGGCAAAAACUGACCAAAACAUCAACAUGUUGCUCCUCGAGAAUGGAAAUGCUUGUGAGAUCUUGUCUGAAAAUUUGCUUGUUGAAGCCACUGUUAGCCAGCUGAAAUCAAAGAUUAAAUAUUCUAAGCAAUGCAGUUCAAAAGAAGGAGACAACACUCUUGUAAUCCCUUCUUUCUUAGAGAAAUACCUGGAAAAUCAGCUGCCAGUGUUUGUUGAGAAUGCAUUGAAGGCCAUUCAGAUGACCAAAGGCAGAGAGUACAUGAUCGAGAGAUCUCUUAGUGCUCAGGGAAUAGAUGUUAGUGAAGAAGAUCAACACAUGUACCAUGCAAUAAUUCCAGUGGAUUUCCAGGCCAGUGGAAUGUUGGAGAAAAGAAAACGAUGGGGUGAUGGACUGCAACAAUUUCUGGAGAUGAAGCACCAGUUAACUUUAUCACCGUUAUCACAUGUGACAAACUACAUGUCAAAUUCCAAUUUCUUUAAAAGAUAUCUCAGUGGGAAAGGGAUAUUUGGUGUUUCUGGAACACUGGGGGGAGAUGCUGACAAGGGUUUCCUGGCAAGGCAUUACAAAACGGACAGCUAUGUCAUACCAGCUCAUCAGCGUCAAAAGGUUACUGAGCUCCCUGCAGUCCAGGUGAGGGGAGGUACCGAACAAUGGCUCCAAACUCUUUGUGCCACGAUCUCAAAAGUCUCUGACAGAGGACAGGUGGUGUUAGUCGUGUGUGAGGACGUCAACACAGCAAAUGCUCUCAAAGAAAAAGUAAAAGCAGAAAGCAAACAUUCAGUUACCAUGUACACGAUGAGCGAGAGCCACAACAUUGAGAACCAGGAGUUCAUCAAGGGACACAUCAUCAUUACCACUAACCUUGGAGGACGUGGAACAGACAUUAAGGUUACGGAGGAGGUUAAUCGCUGUGGUGGUCUCUUUGUGUUACUCACGUACUUCCCCAAUAACCGAAGAGUCGAGAAACAGGUCUUUGGGCGAACAGGUCGAAAAGGCACCCCGGGAAUGGUCCAGUUAAUACUGAACCAGGAUCAUCUAGCCAUGGCCUACCGAGGACAUUCUAUUGAGGUCAUGAGGGACCUCAGAGAAGAGUACGAGGUUAAUCGAAUAAAAGACAUGGAGAAGGAGAAACUAGCUGAAAUUGCAAUGAAGGAAGAGCUGUUCUCCACAUUUUGUCAGUUCCUUAGUGACUUUGACAGGCGUUAUAAUACAGAAGAGAAGACAGACCUCUUUGAAGUUAAAGUAAAAGAUGUCCCUCGUUACUUUGAGUCCUUUCAGAGUAAGAUGGACUAUCACCCAGCCCUGAAUGCUUUAAAAGAGUCAUGGGGUAUGUGGUUGAUACUUCACACAGACCAGAUUAACAUACAGAGUGACCUCACUGAAUUGAAAGAAGACCUCAUCCAGCACUUGCUAGAUACAAGUAACAAACUUUUACAAGGUCAGAGUGAAAACUUUUAUGACCACAUUCAGCAGGCUUUAGGACGAACUGCCUUGCACUUUCAAAACAAAAACAAAUGUGACUAUGGAGCGAAAUCUUACUGGAAAAAAGCCUCUGACUCCGACAGCUACUACAGAGCUGUUGCACUGUAUAACCAGGCCUACAUUACCAUUAACAUGGCCAAAGAAGGCUACAAAAGUGAGGCGUGCUCCUUACUUGAGGAGGCAGAGAAGGCCAUAGAUGUUUACAUAUCAGAAACGACCAAUACACUGAGCUUUUGCUCCUUGUCCGUUAAUCGAGAUUUUGAACCGCAUCAUUGCGGUAGCUGUAACUUCCAAAUACAAAUGCAGGCGAGGAUGAACAUAUUUAACUCAUGGAAGCAAAAUAUCAAAAAAACACUUGACAUGCUUGGAUUGGGUGAAGGAGACAUCAAAACUAUGGACUUGACUCUUUACAACUUAUCCACUGAGGAGGAUUUUGUGUCUUGUAGUGAACUCGGUCUCUUUCGUAAUUAUGGCCUUGCAGUUUUGUUUGAACUGAAGCAAAAGCCCCAAUUCUCAUUUGAUGCCCUGAUUUGUUGUUUUCUUGGUAUGGUUCAGAUUGUAGCAGGAGUUCUGAUAUGUGAGAUGUCCUCUUUUGGUCCUGGUUUGAUCUCCGAAGGUGUGUAUGACAUGAUCAGUGGAGUCAUGGGUAUGAUAAAUGGCAAUUUUACUUGGGCUUCAUGGGCAAUGUCUAAAUCAUUGAGGAUGGGAAAUUCUUUGGCCUGCGGUGGAUUUAGUGUUCCCAAAAGAUCAUUGUCCUCUGUGAAAAACGCAGCAAAUGGAAUCUUCAAUGGCACUAAAUCACUGAAGAAUAUUGCGUGGAGUGCCAUCCGAUCAGGAAGAAGUCAUUUUUUGUCCAAUUGUACAACAGCCACAUCAUUAGCAUUAUCAGCAUGCAUAAAAAACAUCACACUGAACACGGCCAAACUGAACUUAAAAAAUGCAAGUGCGUAUGCUGUCCAAGAAUUGGCUAUUCGGGGAGUAAACACUGCUUUGAACAAUAUUGAUGCUACAGUUAAAAAAACUUUCAAACAAGGAUUUCAACUUACUUUCAACAAAUCUAUCUGCUCAGCACUGCAACAGAAUAAACAGUUUGCUCGAGUGCUCACAGAUUUCAUUAGCUCAGCAGUCCCAAAGGCCGCCUUGAAUAAAGAGUCUGACUACAAGAUUAGCAAAAACUUGGAGAAGCAAAUUAUUGAACAUGUUUCUCUGAAUACGAAACUUACUAUCAGGAGCCUUGUAAUAAACUGUAAGCAAACCCAAAAGACCAUUCAAACACUGUCAAAUUUGUGGGACAUGGCUGCAGAGUUUGUUGCACAAAAACCUUAUACCUGCAUCAAGACACUUCUGAAAACUGCAAGCAUGUCCACCAGAAUUUAUGAAAUGUAUUCCUCCAUUCCUACUAAACAGACCAUUGACAGUAAUUUUGUUCCUGCAUUUUUGAAGACCAUGAAGGAGGAUCCAUUAUUUGAGACAUAUGACAAUGAUGGAAGGGACAAACUGGAAGAUGUGGAACGUCUUAAAGAUGAACUCAUUGACGUGGUUUCAGACAUUCUUUCCCAAACCAUGGUAGAGAAGUUUUCUGGGUUUGCUACAUCAAUGUUUACGAAAACAUUCACUCAAAGACUAAACUCUGUUACUGGAGAACUAGUUGGUAAUUUUCUGGGGAGGCAUGAAACCCAAAGUUUCACUGUGAGUCAGCAGCAUCAUUAUGAUCUGAAAUCUGCCACAGAAUCCAAGGACAGAUCUUUGACUGAAGAAGAACGAAAUGAGCUCACAUACUACGCUAAUAAUAUAACUGAUGAACAAAAGCCAGCGACAGCUUUAGAAGUCCAUGUCCUCACAAAGAGUAAUUUGUUGGAAGGAAAAGGAAUUUGUAUAACUGUAGUAGGUACUCAAGGAAAACUUCUCACAGAGGAGACUUACUCAGGAACUGAUCCAGCAGCUGGUACAAUCAAACUCUUGCUGACGAAAACACCUCUGACUUCUCCAGGGAAUGAAGGAAUAUUGAAUAAACUGAAGCGUAGCAUUAAGGCUGAAGACUUUCCACAGAGUGGCCAUGUCGAUAUUAUAUGCCCCGAUGGUUCACGAGAAACUGUGAAGUCCUCAAAUCACGACUGUCUUUUUCAUGCAGUCAUCCAAGCAACAACUAACGACCCAAACAAUGUUGUGCUACAAAAAGCUAAAGAUCUACGUAGGAAAGUCAGUGAGGAGAUUCUUUUAAACCCAAAUAAGUAUGUAGAUGCUGUGAAGAUCCAGAACAUUUUCAACAUGACAAACAACUCGAAUAAAUUUAAAAUCCAAGCUGGAGUGAGGGAAUGUGAUAUGGAGCAGUACAUCAAGUACACCAAAGACAAGACACCGAAACAAAUUAUUGAUGAGUACAAACUUGGAAAAGUGGGCGACCACAAGUGCCUUUUAGACAUGGAGAAGCCCACAGCAGGAGUAGUGGAGGCACAGCACAUUCCACCAAAAACCACAUGGACUGCAGUCCUUCAUCUCAUCAAAACAAACCCCGAGAUUUCUUCUUCAUUAGACAGAACAAACAAGGACGUUUUCUACUUAAUGAUGAAAAUGAAACAUGACCCGAAUGGAAAAACACAGCUUUGCAUGAACGCGCUGUCCUCUGAUCACCACCAUGCACUGAGCAGCGGCAACAGCGCUGAAUCCAGAGCAUGCAGACAUUUCCUGACGAGAACCUUUUCAAGUGGAGACACAGAGAAAGCGCUGAAGCUCUCCUUAAUGAUGGCCCAUCCUCAAUGCUCGGACCACAUCUGGAAUGAUCUCGGUAUCCCUCAUCAUUUCAGGACGUGUGAGUCUGGACUUGCAGCCAUGGACAGGAACGAUUACUACAAGAGAGGAUUUAAGGACAUAGUGAAAAAAUACGGCAGAUGGGAUCUCAUCGACCAAGAACAAACCAUUCGACUAAUAAACUGGGUGCAGAAAGAUAUAUUUCUGAACACAUCUACAGCAGAGUAUAAAGAAAUACUUCAUGUUAUCAAAGGUGCAAAAAAAACAAGAAACAUUUGCCUGGAUAAACUCUGAGCAGAAAGAAAUGAGCACUUACCCUUUAUUCACAGUGGGGCAAUAUUAUUAACGUGUCAGGAGUAACAAAUCAUUUCAGCUUGGCUAAACUUUCCACAUUUGACUGAUGCAUUAAAAUUAUUUAAAUGAUAUAGAAUGAUAAACAUGCACCUCUUUUACCUCAAGGGAAAGUGUAAUUCAAAUUAUUUAAAAUAAACAGUCAGAUAUAGUGGUGCAGGUUUCAGGUGGGAUACACGGUUAAUGGCAUCUGAUUAAAGUUUUAUACUUGUUAAUUAUAAUUGUGCUAUAGUUGUGUUACUACAGAAGUCCUUAAAGGCCAUGCAUUAUUAUUUUUUCUUUCUUGUUUUCUUGUGAUCUCGACAUGUUCUAGUUUUCGACCUUUUCUCACAACAUAAUUUUAUCAGGAGAAAAUCUCACGCCUUGUGAAUGGGGCAGGUGUUACAUGCACGUUGGCCAUCGCCAUCAUAUAUGUAAUAAUUGGCCGCUGUAAAGAUUAAGAGAGACGGGGUGUCCCCUUCUCAAGUGUCGGACACCUAUGUGGAAAUCGUCAAUCGCUGACAGACACGGAGAUAUUUCAUCUGGAGUGAGUCCCUCAACAAAGUAAAACUUCAUAUGCUGCCGGACUGCACUAAGCUUUUGCUGCCUCCAGAACAAUAAAAGAAACAUGUUGUAAUAUCAAGAUCGCAAGAAAAUUAAGUCUACAUCAUGAGAAAACAGGAAAGAAAGAAGAGAAAAAUAACGCAUGGGCCCUUAGGCCUUUGUAUAUUACACCUGGAAUGGGUUGAUAAUAAAACACGUAACUGCUGUACUGUAA
This is a messenger RNA of Ictalurus punctatus (channel catfish), 7911 nucleotides long. RefSeq lists its product as uncharacterized. The record is from RefSeq and is a predicted model, not a curated record. NCBI's taxonomy places the organism in Eukaryota, Metazoa, Chordata, Actinopteri, Siluriformes, Ictaluridae. Gene Ontology annotation, biological process: protein import; protein targeting. Gene Ontology annotation, cellular component: membrane. The transcript is spliced from 10 exons. Bases 132 to 7097 code for a protein of 2321 amino acids. Gene Ontology annotation, molecular function: ATP binding; ABC-type protein transporter activity.